Penicillium angulare is the source of this 1245-nucleotide messenger RNA. RefSeq names its product fatty acyl-CoA reductase. Gene Ontology annotation, cellular component: peroxisome. NCBI's taxonomy places the organism in Eukaryota, Fungi, Ascomycota, Eurotiomycetes, Eurotiales, Aspergillaceae. The transcript has a single exon. Gene Ontology annotation, biological process: long-chain fatty-acyl-CoA metabolic process. Gene Ontology annotation, molecular function: alcohol-forming very long-chain fatty acyl-CoA reductase (NADP+) activity. The record is from RefSeq and is a predicted model, not a curated record. The coding region runs from base 1 to 1245 and encodes 414 amino acids.
AUGUCGUCGCUUAAUACGCAAACUUCAUUACACGCCGACGAAAUUCUUCGAGGAGGCUAUAAGAAAAUCAUCCAAGGCCAUACCGUUUUCCUGACCGGCAGCACAGGUUCAUUGGGAGGAUGUCUGCUGUUCAAAUUAGCGCUCCAACUUCCCACACGCAAAAUUUAUGCAUUUAUCCGCGGAAGCCAAGAGCAAGCAAUCAAUAAAUGGAGAAAGGCAAUGCCAGACCAUGUUCAAGCCAUUCUUUUAUCAAAGAAAGUCGAAUUUGUCACUGGGGACAUUAGAUCACCCAACUUUGGCAUACAACCCGCUAUCCUCCAAGAACUCUCAGAACAAGUCACAAUGAUCAUUCACACUGCCGCGAAAAUAACCCUCGACGCAAGCCUCCAAGAUGCAUUUGAGAACAACUGCCUUCCAGCCCUGGAAUUAGCUCGUAUAGCCUCCCGUUUCCCGCGUCUAAAGCUCCUCGUCCAGGUAUCAACAGCCUACGUCAAUAGUUUCCUCCCCGAUGGCCCCGUUUUAGAAAAGCCCUAUACACUCUCAAACGAGGAUCCCGAAGAAGAACUAGCCUCAAUCCUCAAGUUCAACAAAUCGCCCUACGCAACGCAGUUUUCAUCCAGCUACGCUCAAGCAAAGUCCCUCAUGGAGCGAAUCCUCAUCCAACGAUUCCCCACACUUCCAAUCUUACUUCUUCGUCCCACAAUAUUUGGCCAGGCCCUCCGAGACCCAUACCCGCUAUACGGGUUGGAAAACUCCACGCCACUGAAUAAAUUCUUCCAAUAUUUUAUGGAAGACCGUGGGGGCUCACAGGUCUGGCACGCUGCAGAAGGACAUCGCACGGGAGCAAACAUCAUUGAUGAAAUCCCGGUUGACUUCGUAGCUAAUGCAUGUCUUUUACAUGCCGCAGCACGUACGACGGGGAUAGUCCAGAUAGGAUCUGAGUUAUACGAGCCAUUUACAUUUGAUCAGUAUCUGGAAAUCGUACAUAGUAAUGCGCCGCCUGUUAUUCGGAAGGAGCUUCCGCGGGUCGUCUUUACAGAAGAUAGGGAGGAGCCGCAGUGCUUUUUGGCAGAGUUGGUGCGGGUUGCGUCGAGGAAUUGGCUUUUUGAUUGUGGGCGGUCUUACUGGCUUAAGCAGGUUGGGGGGCCGUUGAGUAUACGGGCUUGCAAGUUCCAGGUGGAUGGGUUGAAUAAGAGAAGGAUUCAUCAAAUUUAUACCUACGGUGCGGAGAAGGCUCGUAUGUGA